ACAUUCCCACCACCACGGAGACAGAGGAGCAGUAUACUCAAAAUGGUUGCCAUUCGUCUGAUGCCUCAAGGAAUGCAUUAGCUAAUCUUCCAUUUCUCGGGACUGUAUUCUUUACCUGGGAACAGGUUGAAGAUGUAAAUAAAAAUCUUAUUGUAUAUAAUGGACAAGUGUUGGAUUUGGAUCGUGUCAACUGGCUGUUGUCAGACACCUUUACGGAGGCAGACAUUCUCAAACAGAUACGUCAAUCUGUUGAUCUCCAUGGCCGCGACGUAACAUAUCUCUUGUCACAAACAAAAGAAACCACCAAGCUUGCCAAUUGUUUGGUUAAAACACUACGUGUCGGUAUUGUUGAUGUGAAUUCGCUCGGCUGUGUCAUUACCGAUAUUGUAUUAUACGUCAGUUUGGUCUUUAUCGUUGGCGUCGUAUUGGUCCGAUUCAUGUUGGCCAUGUUGUUCGGGUGGGUCUUGAGUUGGAAAUUAGGUAACUUUAGAGAAGUUACAUUCGAAGAAAGAAGAAAGCGUCAAAAAGAGAUUGAGAGAUGGGCAAAUGACCCUAAUUCGACGACUACCUAUAAACGUACCGGAUUCCUCAGCACUUCUCGAUUCAGUCCAAACCAAUCAACUCCACCAGCCGGCACUGAUGGAGUUGGCCGUCAUUAUCGUGCCCGUCGCAAUACAAACUCUAGCACCGGACGAUCUAGCGCGGAAUUUGGUGACCAUCAUCGAGUCCCGGGUAGUUCCCUCGUUAAGAGCUCAUCUAGUUCAACACAUUCUAGACCCGAGUCACUCAAAGGGGUGUACCUUAAUCAAGAUGAUCCCGAGGCCAUCAACCCAGCAUUUUAUUCGUCUAAAGCUCCUUCGUUCAAUAAUUCUUCUGAAGUUGACGUUAGAUACGAUUUCCGACUAAUGCAUACCAUCAUGUUAGUGGCAUGUUAUUCGGAAGGGAUCAACGGACUGCGUACUACUCUUGACUCUCUUGCCGCAACUGAUUAUCCUCAGAGUCAUAAACUGUUAUUGUGUAUUGCUGACGGUCAAAUCACCGGAGCAGGCAAUGACAAGUCAACUCCAGAUAUUCUCUUGUCACUCAUGAAAGACUUUGUUGUUCCUCCCCAUGAAGUAGUUGCGCAUUCGUAUGUUGCCAUUGCCGAUGGUGCGAAACGCCAUAACAUGGCAAAAGUGUAUGCUGGAUAUUACAAGUAUGAUAAUGAGUUUGAUCCGUACGGGAGAAGUCAAGUUCCAAUGAUUACUAUCGUAAAGACUGGUGGGCCAGGCGAGGAAGAUGAUAAAAAACCCGGAAAUCGAGGAAAGAGAGACUCUCAAGUGAUAUUGAUGAGUUUCUUGAAUAACGUUAUAUCCGAUGACCGAAUGACGGCCCUUGAAUAUGAACUGUUUAAUAUGAUUUGGGCUGUUACUGGAGUUACGCCCGAUUUUUUUGAAGUCGUGCUCAAUGUCGACGCCGAUACUAAAGUGUUUCCCGAUUCGUUAAGUAAAAUGGUAGCGUGCAUGGCUAAAGAUCCUAAUAUUAUGGGACUAUGUGGAGAAACGAAAAUUGCUAACAAGAGUGAUACAUGGGUGACAAUGAUACAAGUUUUCGAAUACUAUAUUUCACAUCACAUGCAAAAGGCAUUCGAAUCAAUAUUUGGUGGUGUAACAUGUCUCCCGGGAUGCUUUUGUAUGUAUCGUAUCAAAGCACCCAAAGGGCACGGCUACUGGGUACCCAUCCUAGCCAAUUCAGACAUUGUCAAUCAAUACGCUGAGAACGUUGUUGACACACUUCAUAAGAAAAAUCUCUUGCUCCUCGGUGAAGAUCGCUAUCUUUCUACGUUAAUGCUGCGUACAUUCCCCAAGCGAAAAAUGGUGUUUGUACCCCAGGCAGUAUGCAAGACCAUCGUACCAGAUUCAUUCUCCGUCCUCAAGUCGCAACGUCGACGCUGGAUCAAUUCAACUGUACAUAAUUUACUCGAACUGGUGCUUAUACCAAAUCUAUGUGGAACUUUUUGUUUUUCUAUGCAAUUUGUAAUAUUUAUGGAACUGGUCGGAACCGUUGUAUUGCCGGCUGCUAUUUGCUUCACUGGAUUCUUGAUUAUAAUAUCUUUCGUCCAAAAACCCAUCCCUCUCAUCCCAUUACUCUUGCUGGGGGCUGUGUUAGGACUUCCUGCUGUGCUUAUAUUAAUGACUACGCGUAAAAUCGUAUACGUGUUCUGGAUGGCUGUCUAUCUAUGUUCGCUACCAAUAUGGAACUUUGUACUUCCUGUAUAUGCGUAUUGGCAUUUCGAUGACUUUUCUUGGGGUCAAACUAGAGUAGUUAAGGGCGAUGGUGCAGGUGAAGCAUACGGAUGGAAAGAAGGAGAAUUCGACAGCAAGCAAAUA
Paraglomus occultum is the source of this 2369-nucleotide messenger RNA. Lineage: Eukaryota; Fungi; Glomeromycota; Glomeromycetes; Paraglomerales; Paraglomeraceae. The record is from the annotation of a GenBank genome assembly.